UGUUUGUAAAACGGCCACGAAAAAGAAGAAGCACGCCGCGCUACAAUAACAGCGAGCGAGAGGGUGAAAAAAGAAAAUUGCAACCAGUCGCAGCAGCAGCAGCAGCGCAGACUCUCUGCACGCACGAGAGCAUUAACAGCGCUCUCCCCUCCCCCCGCCGGAGACCAAGUGAUUGGCAAUAACCAAAAAAACCGCGUGGUUGGCUUGUUUUUGUUUUCAUUGUUGUUGUUGCCGCUAGGCAAAUUGCAUUUUAUUUAAACGUAAAACGCGUGUGUUGUGCACUUGUGUCCGUCUUUUUUUGCAGAGUCAAACAUUAAGGUUAGUUGAAAGCGUUAACAAUAAUCGCCAUGGUGCCCAUUGGAGCCGUGCACACUGGCCAUCCCGGAGUUGUGCAUCAGCAGCAGCCGCCGCAGCCAAUGCCAACAGCGCCAAGUGGACCAAACACGCUGCAACCCAGCUCAGCGUCAUCGACAUCCUCGAACACAACAUCGAACAAGAGUUCUAUGUCGGUCAAGCCCAAUUAUACGCUGAAAUUCACGCUUGCCGGGCACACCAAGGCCGUAUCUGCGGUCAAGUUCAGCCCAAAUGGCGAAUGGCUUGCCAGCUCAUCUGCGGACAAACUCAUAAAGAUCUGGGGCGCAUAUGAUGGCAAAUUUGAGAAGACCAUAUCCGGCCAUAAGCUGGGCAUUAGCGAUGUGGCCUGGUCUUCCGAUUCGCGUCUGCUGGUCAGCGGCAGCGAUGACAAAACACUUAAAGUCUGGGAGCUGAGCACCGGCAAGAGCCUGAAAACGCUUAAGGGCCACAGCAAUUAUGUGUUCUGCUGUAAUUUUAAUCCGCAAUCCAAUUUGAUUGUAUCGGGCAGCUUUGAUGAGAGCGUACGCAUCUGGGACGUGCGCACCGGCAAAUGCUUGAAAACUCUACCCGCCCAUUCGGAUCCCGUUUCGGCGGUGCAUUUCAAUCGUGAUGGUUCAUUGAUUGUUAGCUCCAGCUAUGAUGGUCUAUGCCGCAUUUGGGACACGGCUAGCGGACAGUGCCUGAAGACGCUGAUCGAUGACGACAAUCCGCCCGUUAGCUUUGUUAAAUUCUCGCCCAACGGCAAAUACAUACUGGCAGCCACAUUGGACAAUACACUGAAACUGUGGGACUACUCCAAGGGUAAAUGCCUCAAGACCUACACGGGCCACAAGAACGAAAAGUAUUGCAUAUUUGCCAACUUCUCCGUUACCGGCGGCAAGUGGAUUGUCAGCGGCAGCGAGGACAACAUGGUUUACAUAUGGAAUCUACAAAGCAAAGAGGUUGUACAAAAGCUGCAGGGACACACGGACACUGUGCUCUGCACCGCCUGCCAUCCCACAGAAAAUAUAAUAGCUUCUGCUGCGCUGGAAAAUGACAAGACCAUAAAGCUGUGGAAGUCGGACACAUAGAGCUGGUUGCCAUCGCAUUGUGCAACAACGACAAACCACACACACACACACACAAAAUCACACACACACACACAUUUCUUUAAUAAUCUUAUUUUAAAAACCAAUUACGUUUAAUUAACCUUUUUUUUUUAAUUGAUUAAAACAAAAAAAGUACUCGUAAAACAUUAUUCAGGCUCGCAGCACUAGCAAAAAGAAACAUUCUAAGUUACAAUUGCAAAACAAUUGCAGUUGUGUAUAUUUAAAUAUUUAUUAGCUAAUGUAUUGGCCAGUAAAAGAAACAUACUGAAAAUCCUUCAAUUUUUAUACCUUUUACCACAAUUGAAAACUAAAUUUAAGCAAUAAUCGACACACACAACUCACACACAUAAAAAAUCAACAAGAGCAAGCGUGCAAGUGAAUGUAAAUUUAAAAUAAAACAAAAAAUAAUCAUAAUUUUAGUUUUUGUGUAUGAUCUGUUAGAAACCUUACCAACUGAGCAACUUUUCAUUUCUUAAAACGUAUUCUAUUAUUAAUAUUCCUUGUUUAGGGGACAUUUGUGCUUAGGAAAUUAAGAAAAUCUUUGGAAAUCCCCAAAAUAUGUUUUUGUUCUGUUUAUUAUUUUGAAGAAUGCAUGACAAAUUCAUGUUGACUACGAACAGUUCUGGUU
Messenger RNA from Drosophila novamexicana, 2070 nucleotides. RefSeq names its product protein will die slowly (gene wds). The transcript is spliced from 3 exons. Lineage: Eukaryota; Metazoa; Arthropoda; Insecta; Diptera; Drosophilidae. The coding region runs from base 348 to 1424 and encodes 358 amino acids. The record is from RefSeq and is a predicted model, not a curated record. Gene Ontology annotation, molecular function: histone binding. Gene Ontology annotation, cellular component: Set1C/COMPASS complex.